GCGACGCCUUUUCAAGGAGGAAAGAAAAGGAAAACCAUAUACGUGCAUGAGUUUUCAGAGGCGGUGGGAAAUCGGUCUUUUCCUCGGACUCUGGGGGCACUUUUAUCAAGUGCUGGGUGAUAUACGUUGGGGAGACCUAGAGCUGCUUUGAUGUGUCACAUUUUCCCCGGAUUGUCAUACAAUUGCGAACGCUCGCAUGAUGUGAAACCGUUACUUUGUGACGAUGAUCGAUCAGGCGAAAUAGUGAUUCAAGCCAAAGGGGAUGGUCCUUGGCGUCAAGCAACAAGCGAGGCUUGUGCCAAGAAGGGGGAAGGUCAAGAAUUGAAAGCGGGGUUUCAUUUCUCGUUUUUGGGGGGUCUUGUGUACCGAAGACACCGAAAUCAAACUGUUUUCCUGUGAGAGAAAGGCGUUAUCCACCCCAAAGCGUCCGGACUGUGUGAUAAAUCAACAACAUAGUAGAGUGACAAGGCACAGGUUGAGUCAAAGGAGUUUAUCGGAGUGCGGUUGGAAGAGGAACACUGAUCAAGACAGCAGCACAGCAGCAUAUGUAUUCAUGUCUCCUCUCAACACACCUGUAAAGGUUUCCACUUCCUGUGACACCAUCACACCAUGCCUGAGGGGGCGGGCCGAGGCAGCCAGAGAAAGCCCAGCAACCAAGCUGCCAAGCGCCCCUCCUCCGUGUCCUCCUUGAGCAGCAUUGUGGGUAGGAUGGCUUCGUCGGAGAGCGCCUGCCGCGGGAGCUGCACCUCGGUCAACACGGUGUGCUCGGACAGCGACCGCACGGCCAGCCUCAGCUCCUCUGCCUCCUCUGCCUCCCUGCAGGACGUACACUCUUCCUCCUCCUCCUCGCUGCCCUACGGGGCCGUGCCUGCCUACCCCACCUCGCCGCAGCGCAAUGGCUCCGACAUCAGCCUGGACCUAACCCCUCUCUCCCUGCUCCCAGCGGGGGUAAGCCCUGCCACUGCCGCGUCCCCGCCCAAGCUGUCUCGCUUGCAGAGGGUGGCUCUGGAGAUAGUGGAGACGGAGCAGGCGUAUGUGAGAGACCUGAAGAGCAUUGUAGAGGACUACCUGGGUUGCAUCAUUGACUGUGGGGACCUGCCACUCAAGCCGGAAGAAGUCAGCACUCUGUUCUGCAACAUUGAGGACAUCUAUGAGUUCAACAGUGAGCUUCUGGAGGACCUGGAGAGGAGUCCUCAUGCGGCUGCCAUCGCCGAGUGCUUCGUUGAGAGGAGCGAAGCCUUCGACAUAUAUACCCUCUACUGUAUGAACUACCCCAACUCGGUGGCUGUUCUGAGGGACUGCAUGAAGAACAAGAGCCUGGUGGGCUUCUUCCAGGAGAGGCAGACCAUCCUGUGCCACUCCCUGCCCCUGGAGACCUACCUUCUGAAGCCAGUGCAGAGGAUCCUCAAGUACCACCUCCUGUUGCAGGAGCUGGCCAAACACUUUGAUAAAAGUGACCCUGGCUACGAGGUGGUGGAGGAUGCCAUCAUCACCAUGACAGCUGUGGCCUGGUACAUCAACGACAUGAAGAGGAAGCAGGAGCACGCCGUCAGGCUGCAGGAGAUUGAGAGCUUGUUGACCAACUGGACAGGUCCAGACCUGAAUGGCUUUGGGGAGCUGGUGUUGGAGGGCUCCUUCAGGGUCCAACGGGUCAAGAAGGAGAGGGCAUUCUUCCUCUUCGACAAGAUGCUGCUUAUCGCUAAAAAGAGGCUGGAGCUUUUCAUCUACAGCACCCAUAUAUUUUGCUGUAAUCUACUUCUGGUAGAAACCAUGAAGGACCCCCUGUGUUUUAAGGUGUCCGAUCAGACCAUCCCCAAACAGCAGCACAUUGUACAGACCAAAAACCAGGAGGAGAAACGCCUUUGGCUGCACUACCUCAAGAGACUGAUAGUGGAGAACCAUCUUGCCUCUCUACCCCAGAAGGCAAGGCAGGUACUCGGUGACAACUUCUGUCAAUCUCCUCAGUUUGAUCAGGAUCAUUUUAAAAAGUCAUCUCCAAGAUGCAAUGAAUACCAUCGAGGAAGACGCCAAUCAGAGCCCCCAGAGUUCAUCUACACCCCAGAGAAGGCCAAGAAGAGCCUUCCCCUGCUUCUGGAGGGGAACCUGUCCUACCGCCGCGGCAGGAGGCAGUCUGCUCCAACUAAAGACUUUGAAACAGCAUUUCAUGGUGAGAGUGUCUCUUCAAAGGCUGGCAGCGAGGGGGAACUGUGUCCUGGGGCAGAUAGCCUGGGAUACUCAGGCAGCACCAAAACCCUGGCCUCCUCUGUGAUGGAGGUGGAAGCUGAGGCAGAGCGGCCGGACCCCUGCCUGGGCCUGGAAGAUGAGGAUCUAUCCCCCCUGAGCCUCCCGCCCACCCUCUCCAUCACCGAGGAGAUCAUGCAGUUCAUUAACCAGAGCCGCGUGCGAGAGGGAAUGGCCGAACUCAAGCAUGACAUAGUAUGGGAUUCACCCCUGGAUGAGUCUCUGGAGGACCAAACAACUGAGCCACCUCCAUGUCCAGUUGCUCAGCAAGGAAAUGACCAGCCGCAGCCUUCCCCUACAGAGGAGACUUACAAGUCGCAAGACCCGCAUCCCAAUAGUCCAGAGGAGAUAACAGUGCAACUGGAGGGGAGCAGAACCAAAAUGGAAGACCAAACUCUUCCACCCCAUCUGUCCAGUGAGUCCUCAGAGGAGGGAGGUUGUGAAGGUGGAGAGUCAACACCUUCGCCAUCUGAUGUCAAAGAGGAGAUGCCUCAGGAGGAGAGCACAUCAGCCAAAGAAACCGAGACAGUUGAGGAAAGAACUGCAUCAGAGGUGGAGGACGAGCAAACGGACAAAACCGCGACACCUCUCUCUCCUGUAAGCCUCCCUGACAAAAGGGAGAGGGAGAAAGAACUCUGCUUUGACCUCCCCAACGAGGACAAACCCUCAGAAGCUCCAAUCUCUCAUCUCUCCGUCCCAGAGGACACUGUACAGAGCCCUCUGGCGCCCAAGAAAGAGACCCAGCUCACCAAGUCCGACAGGCAGAUCAUCGAGAAGAUCCGCAGCUACUACGAGGCAGCUGAGGCCGAGGCAGGAGAUGCAGGAGAAGGUGACAGCAUCCCCACCCCCAGGAGAAACAGCUUCUCCCUCAUCAUCCCCACCGGCCUGGUCAAAGACUCUGUGUCCCGCUUUGCUGUCUUUGGCCACCAGGACAGCGUGUGUGACUCGGAGAGCGGGCGCUCCGAUGGGGGGGCAGAACCAGAGUCUGAGUUAGAGAUGCCUGACCAGGGAGAGGGAGCCCUCAGUCCAGACUGUUCCUCCACUUAUGCUGCUGGUUCCCAGGAAGAUCACAGCCAGGAACCAGGUCAGGGUGAGCCUGCUGUGGAGGAAUGUAGCAGGUUUGAGCCAGGGAGCGAGCUCCUCCCCUACAAAGAGUUGAUGAAGGAGUGGAAAGAGAAGGAGAAAGUAGGAGCCGUUGUUAGUACAGAGUUAACAGACAUAAACAAAGAGCCAUCAGGCAGUGAUGAAGCAGCCAAAGUGAUCACAGAAGACCAGCAAGUAAUCAACGGCCACGGACCAAGUCCAAGUGAUCUGGACUCAGAACCUAAAGAGGCCCAGAAAGACUCCACUGUCCCUCCACUUACAGGCCUCCACGACAGUAAGACCGUGUCCCAGGCUGGGUUGGGAAGAAUCAGAGACAGGAGCUCCCUCACUGGGAACCUAGAGGGCCUACCCAGCCAGAUCAAGGUGGGCCGCUGGUCCCGCCACUGUAAGAUGGUGUCCUCCAGCCAGACCCUGUACGAGGGGGCAGCGGUCGCAGACGUGGCGGGGAUAGGCCUGUUCGAGGCCAGCCCCGGUGAUCCAUGUCUGAUGGAGAACUCGGAGAGGAUCCUCAGUAAGGUUCAAAUGCUGGCUCGCAUGUACAGCGCCAAGGCCAGCAUCAUGAAGGUGCCUCUUCACCACAAGAGGGUGUGUGUGGGUCGUGCACCGUGGACCGGCACCACCAGGCACAGUGUCCCUCCUCAGGCCCAGCCGCCACAGCAGCAUCAUGGGGAGAAGAUUACAGUAAAGAGAGCUCAGAGCCAUUCCACUGGUUGCCAGGAGAUUACUUCAGUCUCCUCAGAACCCCAGCUCUUUGGCCACGUCCUUGUCAGUGAACAGCUGUCCCCCACCUACCGCCAGCAGGAGAAUAGCUACGUCCUGGCCGGACCCAGGGACAGUGUUUCCAACCUGGGAUCCACGUCCAUUACCUCUCCACUCUCCUCCCCUCUGACCACCCCACCAAAAAACCCUCAGGUUGGGCCUGAGGAGGUAGUGACGACUGCUGUGGAGGGGAAGCUUAUGGAGAACCAGUCUGAGGAAGUAAUCUCAGAAGCUGAGAUGCAGAGGCCUCACUCCAAGAAGGGCUUCCCAGUCCAGGAAUGCCCCAUCCAAGGGGUAAGGAUUGAGGUUCCAGCUGAUGGUCAUCCAGGGACCCCAGAGAUGUCUGUGAAUCUCAGCAGGACUCAGGCAGAGCAGAAAGGACAUCAUCUGUACUCCAUCAGGGAAGAUCCUUCUCUGGGGACAGCAACCUCUUUAGCAGGUCCAUGUGGGAACAAGGACAGGUCUCCAGGGGUUGGCACUGCAGAGGAACUGAUGAAGACCAUCCAACAGCAGGCUCCAACUGAACCAGAGACAAGCCAGUUGGUGAAGCCAGACGAAGACAAUUUAAACACCAAGAUAAUGUCGCCUUAUGUGGCCAGUGGGGCUGAGAGAGGGAGUUCACCCCAGGUGGUCCCUGGUCAUCAAUGUAAAGCUGAAUCCACCAAAGAGAAACCACGAGAUGCCACUCUAGAUGAUCGGGAUGUUUCGCCUGCAUCGUCAAAGAUUUCCCCUCACAGCUCCGACACAUCUCCCACACAACAGAGGUCCAUCUCUGGACUAACUGAGGGGUCAAACCCCUUAGUGCGGCAUCCCACUCAGUCACCUAUGACUGAACCCAUGCAAGCAACACAUACAUCUGGUCAGAGAGUCAAGGAGAGUCAAGCCCCAGAGGAUUCCAAAGAAAAAGAGGGGGGCAUGGUUCCCCAUCCGUGGUCAUCACUCCAAAGCCCGGCUCCUAUACCUCCACCAGGGGUGCAGUCCUCUGACUGUCUGCCUAAGUUCACCAGCCAAAGACCACCCAACCUGCACCUGCCCACGAGCAUGGGUAGAAGGAGUCUUCCUAUCAAUUGGAACGGAUCAAACAACGCCACACUCCCCAGCCAAAGACUACCACCUGCUACACUGAAGUCCAGAGAGCCAGGCCAAGAUCCUUCAGCCCCAUCCAUCCAUGCCUCUGGGUUGUCCCCCAUCAGACAGCCUUCCUCCCAGUCUUCACUGGAGAGAUCCGCCACCCUGCCUCCAGGUAUCGGCCAUCCCAUGGAUGCCAAGCCCCCCUCCGCCUUCAGCCCCAGUCUCCACCAUCGCUCUCCCUCUCCAAUCAGGGGACUCCCCUGCUCCUCUCCUAGCCCUUCUGCCUUGAGCAAGUCCCUGGCCGCCUUCUGCAUCAGCCAGUCCAUCAGCCAGAGUCUGGCCAAGAACAACGCUCGUCUCCAGGACCAGGCCACCCCUUCCCCAGGUAGUCCAGCCCCUCUGGCUCCCGCUCCCGCUCCCACUGCAUCCCCACUCAGGAUGAGGUCUCCCUCCCCCAAACUCACCUCUGGGCCUAGUGGCCCCCCCUCUGAGUCCCCCUUCCCCACUCCGGUCUACUUCACUUCGCUCCAGCCCUUCCCCAUCCCCAGCCCUGUCCCCCCCACCAUACCGCAGCCAGCACUCAGUCCCCCCAGCCCCCCCAGUCAGCCUGCAUCACACCGUCUCUUCCUCUGCCUCCCCCCCGGCCCAGGCCUGUUGCCCUAGCCCAACCACGUCAU
Oncorhynchus gorbuscha (pink salmon) is the source of this 5852-nucleotide messenger RNA. Its product is annotated as pleckstrin homology domain-containing family G member 3-like. Bases 610 to 5838 code for a protein of 1742 amino acids. Lineage: Eukaryota; Metazoa; Chordata; Actinopteri; Salmoniformes; Salmonidae. The transcript has 20 exons. Gene Ontology annotation, molecular function: guanyl-nucleotide exchange factor activity. The record is from RefSeq and is a predicted model, not a curated record.